CACACCCGGGGCGUCCUCUCUCGGGAACGCGCGACCACCGAGCUCCGCGGGCCCCCAGACACCCCCAUCCGGCCGCACUCCAUCCCUCGAGCUCGGCGCGCCCCUGACACCCCCAGUCCCGCCGCACCGCAAGGGCGCCCCCUCUCGGGAGAGCGCAGGCUCGCGCCCGGGCGCACAGCCGCUCCGCCCUCACCUGAGCCGGAGGUUGGCCAUGAACUCGGGCAUGGAGACGGUGUCCAUCAGCACGAAGUCCGCCUUGCCGAACUCCAGGCUCUCCUGCUCCGCCAUGGCGCCGGCGCACGGACUCAGGUGCAGUCACUAACCACUGAUUUAUUAGGAGCCUUCCAGCUCCCCCUAGCAAACCCCUUUGAGGCGCUCACUUGCCUCCAGCCAGUGCUGUGACCUAGACGUGUUAAGGAUCAAGCCUUCCGCAUGUACUGCGUUUGCCUACACCACCUAAGAUGCCAGAAGAAGAAGACCACACUGUAUACUGCAGCCCAAGCGAAGUAUGGGAGGGCCAGCUCAGCCUCUGGGAAGAAGAAGAGGAAGAAGAAGAAGGAGGCCUAUCUUGGUUACGUGGGGAAAAUCCUAAAGCAAACUCACCCAGACUUCAGUGGGUGCUCCUGGAUCUCGGAUGCACUGGGCUCUUUGGAGGACUGGCUGCUGGAACGGGUUAGCCUGGAGGUGGUUAGAUUGUCCUUCUACAACCACAGAAAAGCCAUCACCAGCAGAGAGAUCCCUGGAGCAGUUAAACAGAGAUCCUCUUGGAAGAGCUUCUGUAUCAAUGAAAUGUUCUGAAUGGCUCUGUUGUUGAGAUGAUUGCACUUGUCAAAAAUAAUCAGAUAUGUCAGACGGCUGAGUCGGAAGACGAGGUAUCAGAUAAGGACCUGUUGCAAUAGGAGUCUUGGUGCUACAUAGGUGGUCUCUGGGUCCUGUGCUUUUAGCCUCUGACUUAAUUUGUGGGGAAAAAAAUAAAGGCAUUUUGUCUUGUGUGUGUAAUGCUUAUUUUUUAUGGCUUUAAAAUUUUUCUUAGGCAUGCUUCUUCCCACUUGAACUUACCCAUUGUCUUUUUGGAGGACACAGCUUAACCCAUUAUACCAUGUACUCACCAACUCUCCCAUCUUCAGCCCCAGGGUUAGAGACUGCUG
Acinonyx jubatus (cheetah) is the source of this 1148-nucleotide messenger RNA. RefSeq names its product histone H2A.N (gene H2BN1). The record is from RefSeq and is a predicted model, not a curated record. The transcript has 3 exons. Lineage: Eukaryota; Metazoa; Chordata; Mammalia; Carnivora; Felidae. Gene Ontology annotation, molecular function: DNA binding; structural constituent of chromatin; protein heterodimerization activity. Gene Ontology annotation, cellular component: nucleosome. Bases 433 to 798 code for a protein of 121 amino acids.